Messenger RNA from Staurois parvus, 360 nucleotides. Lineage: Eukaryota; Metazoa; Chordata; Amphibia; Anura; Ranidae. The record is from the annotation of a GenBank genome assembly.
GGACAGUUCAGAACACGGGUGGGCGGUGCACACAGCGGGGACAGUUCAGAACACGGGUGGGCGGUGCACACAGCAGGGACAGUUCAGAACACGGGUUGUCAGUGCGCACAACAGGGACAGUUCAGGACACGGGUGGUCGGUGCACACAGCGGGGACAGUUCAGAACACGGGUGGUCGGUGCACACAGUGGGGACAGUUCAGGACACAGGUGGUCGGUGCACACAGCGGGGAAAGUUCAGGACACUCACGGUAAACAGCUUGCAUACCCUCAGCAGCAGGCGGCUCCAGACAGGGACGACCAGCAGGGUCCCUCAGCAGCAGAUCCCAGGGCACACAGCAGCAGACAGGGUGCAAGGGUGC